This is a messenger RNA of Populus euphratica (Euphrates poplar), 2893 nucleotides long. RefSeq lists its product as uncharacterized. Gene Ontology annotation, molecular function: demethylase activity; mRNA binding. Lineage: Eukaryota; Viridiplantae; Streptophyta; Magnoliopsida; Malpighiales; Salicaceae. The record is from RefSeq and is a predicted model, not a curated record. The transcript is spliced from 8 exons. The coding region runs from base 549 to 2636 and encodes 695 amino acids. Gene Ontology annotation, biological process: mRNA catabolic process.
CCAAAACUCCAAUGAAGAGACCAUAGUAGAAAAUGGUACUAUUACCUUAUUUGUUUUGCAUUUUCUUCUCUUAUCAGCCACAAUUUAGGACCAUAGUAGAAAAUAAAGAAUUCUCUGACGUGACAAUGAUGAUGCGUACUCUAUAAGCCAUUUCCAUAGCCCAAACUCAUAGACCAAAACCCUAGAUCUUGAACAUCUCUUCUUUUAUUAUCACUCCACUCGCUACCUAUAAACACCCUUUUUUAACCUACUUAAACACGCACUGUGUGUAUAUGUAUUAUCUCAGAUCCGUGCAUUUAUUUUUCGUUAGAAAUUCACUACCUCAAACUUGCAAAUCUGCUUAGCUGGUCUAAUCCUGAUAUUUAGUGCUACUUAUUAUUGAAUUUUAGUGCUUAAUAUCAGGUGAUCUGCUUAAAAUAAUAUCAGAUUAUGAAAUUCAUGAGUAUUGAAUUAAUUAACUACCUAUGGUUGAUUUAGAUCUAGGACUUGUUAGUGACGUGUUUUAUAUGUGAUACUUUUGGGAUUUUUUUAGUAAUUAGAUUGUAAAAAUGGCAAUGCCACCAGGAAAUGUGGUUAUACCGGACAAAAUGCAGUUUCCUGCUGGUGCUGGCGGUGGUGCUGCUUCUGCCGGAAAUGAGAUCCACCAGCACCACCCCCAAAGGCACCAGUGGUUCCCGGUUGACGAGCGUGACGGGUUUAUCUCGUGGCUGAGGGGGGAAUUUGCCGCUGCCAAUGCGAUUAUUGACUCCCUCUGCCACCACCUGCGUGCUGUUGGGGAACCUGGUGAGUAUGAUUUAGUUGUUGGGUGUAUACAGCAGAGGAGGUGUAAUUGGAAUCCUGUGCUGCAUAUGCAGCAGUAUUUUUCAGUGGGGGAGGUUGUUGCUGCAUUGCAGCAAGCUGUACUGAGGAGACAGCAGCAACAACAGCAGCAGAACCAUCAUCAUCAUCAACAUAAGUUCUAUCAUGAUCAGGGUAAAGUUGGAGGAAAGGAUUUUAAGAGAUCUUCGAGUGCCGGUUUCAAUAGAGGGUACAGGACUGGUGGUGGCGGCGAGGCAGUGAAAGAAGGGGUUAAUUAUAGUGUAGAAAAUCAUACUUCCAAUGGAAAUUCUUCAGAGAAUGUAAGGAGUGAGAAAUUUGAGGAGGUCAAAUCUGGUGGUGAUUAUGGGAAUUCUGACGAUAAGAGAGCAGAUGUUACUGCAAAACCUCAUACAGAUAACCUCUUGAAUAUUUUGGGGAAUUCACAAGGAACCUUUUCUGGAAAUCCAGAAGCUGUGGUUGUUGAUGAACGAUGCAGCCCCAAAGAUCUUGUGGUUUUACCAGAGAGUGAUUCACAUCCUAGUAACAAUCAGAAUGAGAAGCAGAAUCUUGCUAUCACACCAAAAAUAUUUGUUGCUGAGGAGAUGAUAGAUGAACAGAAGGUUAAUGUGGUUGAUGGACUGAAAUUGUAUGAAAACUUGCUCGAUGGCUUGGAAGUCCCAAAGCUUGUUUCUUUGGUUAAUGAGUUAAGAGCUGCAGGGAGAAGAGGACAAUUUCAAGGUCAGACAUAUAUUCUCUCCAAAAGGCCCAUGAAGGGACAUGGAAGGGAGAUGAUUCAAUUUGGUCUUCCCAUUGCAGAUGCACCUGCCGAAACUGAAAAUGAAACUGGGAUCUCCAAAGAUCGAAGAGUAGAAUCCAUUCCUGCAAUGCUGCAAGAGGUAAUUGACCGUCUGGUUGGAAUGCAAGUUAUGACCGUGAAGCCAGACUCUUGCAUAAUUGAUAUCUAUAAUGAGGGUGAUCACUCCCAGCCUCACAUGUGGCCUCCAUGGUUUGGAAAGCCUGUUUCAGUUCUUUUCUUGACAGAAUGUGAGCUGACUUUUGGGAGAGAAAUUGAAACUGUUCAUCAUGGGGAUUAUAGAGGGUCUCUCAAGCUUUCUCUUGUGCCUGGAUCCCUCCUUGUGAUGCAAGGGAAGUCAUCAGAUGUGGCCAAGCAUGCAAUUCCCAUGAUUAGAAAACAACGAAUGCUCAUUACCUUCACCAAGUCUCAACCAAAGAAAUUUACUUCUACUGAUGGCUCGCGUCUUCCUUUACACGCUGUAGCCCCAUCUUCCCAUUGGGGUUCUCCUCUGAGCAGGUCCCCGAAUCAUCCUCGCCAUCCUGUGCCCAAGCAUUAUGCAGCAAUUCCAACGGCUGGUGUACUGCCAAUGCCGCCCAUUCGACCUCAAAUUCCACCUCCAAAUGGUGUCCAACCAAUCUUCAUGACCACCACAGUGACUUUUCCUGCACCAGUUCCCAUCCCACCAGUUUCAACUGGAUGGCCUACAGCUUCUCCAAGGCAUCCUUCAGCUCGCCUAGCUGUCCCCAUCCCCGGAACAGGUGUUUUCCUUCCUCCACCAGGUUCCGGCAAUGCAUCAUCUCCCCUACAGUUGUCGACUGCUGCUACUGAAAUGAACUUCCUUACGGAGACAGCUUCUCUGCCAGAGAAAGAAAAUGGACUGGGAAAAUCCAGUCGUGAUACAAGCGCGUCUCCAAAAGAGAAGUUAGCAGAAAAGACUCAAAGAUUGGACUGCAACGGGAUUUUGGAUGGAAGAGCUGUGAAACAGGAAGAACAGCAAAGCGUUAACCAUACUGUAGCUGACCAGUCAGCUGGAGCAGUGUAAAGAGAGACUGUAUUUUGUCAAAGGCUAGAGUGGUAGGCUGCGGCUUGAAAUGAGUUCAAAGCAAAUGUAAACAGCGGAAAAACUUUUAAGACUUUGACAUUUCAUACUACUGGCGGGGAAAAAGGGGAGGAGGAACAACUCAGUUCUCCUGUCAAUCCCCUGUGUUCUCUGUUUCUUUUUUGUUGUCUUACAAUAUGAACUACAUGCACCAGGCAGAAAUCUCAUUUUAAUUUAACUCUCUUAUAUCUUCUUCACAA